This is a messenger RNA of Episyrphus balteatus (marmalade hoverfly), 1409 nucleotides long. RefSeq lists its product as uncharacterized. Lineage: Eukaryota; Metazoa; Arthropoda; Insecta; Diptera; Syrphidae. The transcript has 3 exons. The record is from RefSeq and is a predicted model, not a curated record. Bases 903 to 1409 code for a protein of 168 amino acids.
UGAUCAUGUAACGUUGCUGAGGUCAGUUAAGUGAUCAAUAACUUAUAUUCACCACGAUUUCACCACGAUAUCUCUUCAUAAGUUAAGCUUCUUAAACUGUUUUCAUAAUCCUCCUAAAUGUAUACUUCAAUAUUUGUAUUCAAUUCAAAUUUUCAAAGUAGCUUUUCGGUUUAUAUUUUUGCAGAGAGCAAGACUGAAGGCCCGUAAGAAAUGGUUUAUUAAACAUUUCAAUACUCCUAAAGUUCCUAAGAAAUUAUAUCCUUUAAAAUCAAAAUUAUUUUUCUUGAUAGCCAAUUAAGGGUUUUAUCGAUUUGUUGUACACAAAUUCUUUAUUUUCCUAUUUUUUAAAUUUUAUUCGUAGUUCCUGAGAAUCUUGUGUCAAUUCUCAGAAGUCUACAAAAGCCAACAAGAGGCUUAAUUCACAUUCAUAUGGGCAGAUUUCAAUUUGUGAGUCGAUUGUUCUUAUGAAUUCUUCUCUUCAGCUUUAAGGUGGUAAGUUUAUUGUCAUGAUAAGUGGUGACAUUAUUACUCAUGUAAAAAAAUAAAUAAAUAAACAACCAAAAUGAAAAUAUAAAAACACUUUCUACAACUACCAGAUAUAUUUAUUUUGUCAUUUUUUGCCUUUUUUAUUUUUUAUCUUCUUACUUAAGGUCACUUAUUCAGUUUCACAGAUAAAAGAAAUCAUUACCAGAGAAAAGUGGAAUGUCAAAAAAAAAAAGAAAAUAUAUACAUUUUCCUUGAGCUACUUAAGGUAGAUCCACCAACAAUAGGCAGCUUUAUAGGUAGAACCUUUUUUUUUUUGUGUAUAUUAAACGAUAAACUCCAACGAUUUUAUUACAAAAACCCAGUAAUGGAUCCAUUAUCACUAAAGUCUUAAUUUAUUAUUAUCAUUCACAAUUACUAUGGCUUCAAGUAAGGUGUUGUUACUUUGUUGUUUUCUCGUUAUUUUUACACAAAUAUCCCAAGUAUCUACAAAUAUUAUUUUGGAAUGCAUAAGUAUCUUAUAUUGUAAUGGAAAUGCACCAGUUUGUGGUACAAAUGGUACGCAUUGUUGGCAUUCGAAAAGUGAUUGUGAACGAGCCAAAUUUAAUUGCCUUCAUUUGAACAAAAAAGAUUUCGAUAAAGUAGACUUGGGUAAUUGUAAUGAGCUAACAAUUGGAGGUAUUAAAGAGUGCUGUGUAAAAAAGACGUGUUCAAAUAAAAAAGAACAAAUUUGUGCUCAGUCAAAAUUAGGUUCUGAGAAAAAGUGUAGAUGGUUUAAAAAUCGUUGCGAACUGAAAAAUCAUAAUUGUGGAAAUGAAACAAAUUCUUUUAUAGAAACAGAUAAAUCAUCUUGUGAUUUUGGAUUUGGCCAAAGUGAACAAUACUGCACGAAACCAAAUGUUUUAAAAACUGAUGAAUUGCAGUGA